Molecule: messenger RNA, 1866 nt
Organism: Myxocyprinus asiaticus (Chinese sucker)
Lineage: Eukaryota; Metazoa; Chordata; Actinopteri; Cypriniformes; Catostomidae
Product: retinaldehyde-binding protein 1-like
Exons: 8
Coding region: 113-1036 (307 amino acids)
Cellular component (GO): membrane
Molecular function (GO): phosphatidylinositol bisphosphate binding
Source: RefSeq, a predicted model, not a curated record
UCCAUCAGUGGUCACACUACAAAUUAUUAAAGCCUGCAGUCGCUCACCUCAGUUUUGGUGGCUUUCAGCAACACCACAUUGUGUCAGAACGUUGUACUAAACAUCCGAAGCAAUGGCUGUUGUUAGUGGAACAUUCCGAAUGGUGUCUGAGGAGGAACAGGCCCUCAGAGCUAAACUGGAGCAUCUCACAGUCAAAGAUCACGGGCCUUUGUUUGGACCCUGUGCCCAGCUACCUGAUCACACGGUGCAGAAGGCUAAAGAUGAGCUGAAUGAGACUGAUGAGAAGCGUGUGGAAGCUGUAAAGGAACUCAGGGGUAUUAUGAAAGAGAAGGCAGACUCUGGAGAUGACGUUGCCAAAGGUGUCCAGGACACCUUUGGGGAAAAACCAGAUACAGUGCUGGUGAGGUUCAUUCGAGCCAGGAAAUAUGAUGUCAACAGAGCCUAUGAACUCAUGAAGGGUUAUGUGCGCUUCAGGCGGGACUACCCUGAGCUAUUUGAAAACCUGACCCCAGAGGCAGUACGCAGCACCAUUGAGGCAGGAUACCCAGGAAUCCUGUCGAGCAGAGACAAAUAUGGCCGUGUGGUGCUGCUGUUCAACAUUGAGAACUGGGACUAUGAGGAGAUCACCUUUGAUGAGAUCCUCAGAGCUUAUUGUGUGAUCCUGGAGAAGCUAUUGGAAAAUGAGGAGACUCAGAUUAACGGGUUUUGCAUCAUCGAGAACUUCAAGGGCUUCACCAUGCAGCAGGCCUCUGGCAUCAAGCCCACAGAGCUGAAGAAAAUGGUGGACAUGCUGCAGGACUCCUUCCCAGCACGUUUCAAAGCAGUGCACUUUAUCCACCAACCCUGGUACUUCACCACCACUUACAAUGUGGUCAAACCCCUGAUGAAGGGCAAACUGCUGGAAAGGGUGUUUGUCCAUGGCGAUGAGCUGGAGAACUAUUUCAAGGAGUUUGAUAUCGAAAUCUUGCCAUCAGAGUUUGAUGGGAAGGGCUCCAAAUACGACGGCAAGGCCACGGCAGCAAAACUUUUUGACUAAAUAUGCUGUCUGUCAACAUACAAGAAUGCGUCUGUGUGUAUUGUAGUUAUGCUGUGUGACAGAAUCAUUGAAAGAUGUUAUGUUUUUCUGAGAGUGAACCCAGCAGCAUAGAGAUUCAUUUUUCCAUGCCAAACAGCCAACCUCAAUGGGAAAGACCCCAGAUGUCAUCAAAGAGGAAUUAUUAAUUAUGAUAACUCGGAUAACGGCAAAUGUUCUCUGUGAUGCUGAGUUCUUUAGGAGUGUUUGGUAAACCUUGAUGAUCUUGGGCAGGCCCCUGCUUUCAGUUUGACUCUAAAAUAUAGGAAAAUCUGGCAGAGGCCAAAUAUCCAUAAGUAUAAGGUCAGAAACUUACAUUUAAUUGCCUUAGUUUGAAAUAAAAUCAAGGUGGUGUCAUAACUUGCUGUGGUAAGUCCAUUGAACCACUUUGAAUUUACUUACUGAUGAAGAAAAUCAAGCUGAAGGAGUAGAAAUUACUGUGACUAUAAAUGGAUGAAAACAGAGUGUAUUAUGUUCUGAAUGGAAGACUUUAUUUGGAAAUUUGAAGUGAGUGGAAACUGGAAAUUCUAAAGUAUGUGCACUCUUAAAAUGAUAACUUCUUUAUUACAUUAUCAUUUACUUAUUUCUUUUAAAUGAUAAUAAAUAAAAAAUUUGGUAUGUCAAACCCUUUGCUUGUGUGCUGCAUUUUCCCUUUUCCACCAGUUGGACAAAAAUUAUUCAUUCUUACACAGUCCUAUUGUACACAUGUCUCAUGAUAUCAUGUUUUGUCAAUUGUCAUUGAAUGGUACAGACUGUCAAGACAUGCUGAAAAGCAAAGCCACUGUUCUAGAGUG